Messenger RNA from Gastrolobium bilobum, 399 nucleotides. Its product is annotated as root meristem growth factor 10. The record is from RefSeq and is a predicted model, not a curated record. The transcript is spliced from 2 exons. NCBI's taxonomy places the organism in Eukaryota, Viridiplantae, Streptophyta, Magnoliopsida, Fabales, Fabaceae. The coding region runs from base 1 to 399 and encodes 132 amino acids.
AUGUCAAUUGCAUAUCUUCUUCUUUUGUUUCUGUGCAUUUCCUUGCAUGCAUGUAAUGCCCGGCAUCUUAGCCCUCUUGACAAGAAGCUAGAGAAGAAAUCCCACAUCUCUGUCAAGAGUGAUGAGAAAAAUGGAUUUGAUUCCUCUCCAAAGGAGCUUAAUGAAGGUGAUAAUAAAAAGAUGGAGACUCGGUUUGUUGCUGACUCUGAGAAGCUGAAAAAAAGAAGCAGCACUAACCAGAGGGUGCUCAAAGCUAAGGGGAAAGCUUCAGGUGCUUCACAAAGUGAAUCUCUUGUUUCAGUUUCUUGGCGUGUGCCUCACAAGAAACCUAGUCAGAAACAUCCUGGGUUUAACUUGGACUAUGCACCACCGAAGACACAUCCUCCUCACCACAACUAA